AUGUAGAUUAGUAAACUACCAUUGUUAGAUUAAACUUUAUCAUCUUAAAAAAUACUACCUAGCAAAACUAAAAUAAACAAUGAAAAUCCAAAUGGUGUAAGUGUUUAGAAAGGGUAUAGAUAGCCUAAUGUACUAAACACAAGAAGACAAUUAAGUAUAAUGAAGCAAACAACUGAAGGCAAGAAAUUGAUAACUAUUUAAAAUGAUGAACCAAUUUAAAAAAGAGUUAAUGCAGGAAAGUCCUAAUCUGAGGGCUAAAUAAUUGAGAAACUACAUCAAGAGUUUGAUCAAAAAUAUUAAGAAUAAGUAAAUAAGAUUUAUUUAAGAUAGGUUAGGAUUAUUGAGGAUAUAAAAUCAGAGAAUGUAAAAUUAAAAAUGCAAUUAGAAGAAUAGGAAUAAUAAAUAAUAUAUUUAAAGUUAAUAAAUAAUGAUCUAAGAUAAUAAAUAGAUAAUUCUAGUUUAGCAUAAUAAUUGAAGAAAUUAGAGAUAGAAUAUAAGGAUACUUAUAGAAGAAUGGAUGACACUCUAAGAAAAGCAAUAGAUGAAAAUUAUGAAAGCCAAAUAAAAUUGAAAAAUCUAUCAAUAAAAUAAUAACAAUUAGAAUAAUUUACAGUAAAUAAAAAUAAUAAUGAUAUAGUUUUCUUUAAGACAACAACUUACAUGCAAAUUCUGCAAGAAAGAAUUAUAAAAUACUAUUACUGUGAUUCCANUUUAAAUUAAAGAUUACACAGGAUUUGUUAGUAUAAAUAUUGAUUGUAUAAUAAAUAUAUAAAAACUAUUAAAUGAUUAUAAAAUUAAAUGUGCAGUUAUAACAAAUAAUUAGAAAAUAAGUUUUAAGUUUUUGAUCUUUUAAUAAAUAUUUAAUAUAUAAAGUUCAUAAAAAUAUUAUGAAAUUUAAAGAUAAUUAAAUGAAGUUUUGAAUUCUAAUUUUCUAUAAGAUUAAUAUAACAAUUGA
Messenger RNA from Paramecium sonneborni, 955 nucleotides. The record is from the annotation of a GenBank genome assembly. NCBI's taxonomy places the organism in Eukaryota, Ciliophora, Oligohymenophorea, Peniculida, Parameciidae.